AGGAGGAGGAGGAAGCCGGGGGACUGCCGUCUUUCCAAACGAGAGGAGGGUCUUUAAAAUUUAUAUAUAUAUAUCUGAUUGGGGCACCAAGUCCCUGCCAAGUUGUGCCUUGGACGUGGAGGUGACCAGCACCAUUGCACGAUUUUUUUUUUUAAAUGUAUAGACUUCGGGGUGCUGGAUGCUGUCUCGGGGGGCGUCGAUAAUUUAGGAGAGGAUCAUCAGCAGACUGUCUGGUCCGGAUAAUUGGAUACUGAGGUGUGUUCAUCUGGGGUAGGUGGGUACUUUGAUUUAUUAAAGAAGAGUGUCACUAGCAAGACACAUCCAAGUAAAGCAGCAGACUGCCCUGGUUGGAACCAUUGUUUCAUAAUCUUUGAUAUCAGCAGUCAGAGACUGGUUUAGUUGCAAUAAUCUAACCUCAGCCAGUUGAACUCUUCACCCCCGGGGACUAGAUCUUGUUCUUGUAUUUCAUUUGUUUUGGAACAAGGGGCCGUGCUUUGAGGAGUUCAGUGAGAAGCGAGAGGACAAUCAUGCCUAGUAGAGCUGUAGAAGAUGCAGAUCGUUUCAUCUUAUUGAGAUUGGUGAUUGAGUCUCUGCUGUAGUCUCUCAGCAGAAAUCCUGCUAGAUUAUUCUUCAAUUCAGUAUUCCGUCACACUUUUCCCAAUGCCAUAAGAAGUCUUCACAGAGCCUCAUUUAAUCUUCUGAUGCAAGUUUUCCUGCAAUGGGCAGAACUGUGUGAGAGAGCAAGCGGGAGCAUUGCCAUCUAAUGCCUAUAGACUGCUGGGUGAAAGGUUCCAAGGAGAAAGAGAACCUGGCCAAUCUGCAGAACCCUUGAGAAAAUGGGAGCAAGAAAGCUUUAAAAAGCCCAGCUUUGGACACACUCCAUGUGUCUUCCCAGCUUUCAAGUGAACUAGCACUUAAGACCUUGUGGAACAAAAUGGACUCUGGGGACACAACCAUAGGGCAAAACGCUACCUCAAGGUCUGGAGAAAUUGCUCAAGUACCAAGUAGAUGGAGACAGGAACACUCAGCCCCUAUUAAGAUGAGCACUUUUGGCAACCCAGAAGGACAGAGGCCACCACCGAUAGAGCCUGAAGCAAUCGGAAGCCCGGCAUCCACACAACUUUUUGGUUCUGGGAAACUGGCAUCAUCCGGCGAAGUGGGCCAACAAGUCACAGAGAAGCAAUAUCCACCCCACCGCCCCAGUCCUUAUUCAUGCCAACAUUCUCUUUCUUUUCCUCAGCAUUCAUUGCCACAGGGGUUCAUGCACAGCACCAAGCCACACCAGAGUUUGGAAGGCCACUCCUGGCCAUUUCCAGGCCACUUACAGUCUGUUGCCUCAGAGGACUUGUUUCCUUUCCACAUACACGGCCACGGUGGUGGUUUCUCCCGAAAGAAGAUUUCAAGUCUGAACCCUGCUUAUAGCCAAUACUCCCAGAAGAGUAUAGAACAAUCAGAAGAGGCUCAUAAGAAAGAGCACAAACCCAAAAAACCCGGCAAGUAUAUAUGUCCCUACUGUAGCAGGGCUUGUGCCAAACCGAGUGUACUGAAAAAACAUAUUAGGUCCCACACGGGUGAACGGCCAUACCCUUGUGUACCUUGUGGUUUCUCUUUCAAGACAAAGAGCAAUUUGUACAAGCACAGGAAAUCACAUGCCCAUGCAAUUAAAGCCGGAUUAGUACCUUUCACAGAGUCAGCUGUAUCUAAGUUGGACCUAGAUGCCAGUUUUAUUGAUGUGGAAGCAGAAAUACAUUCAGAUGGUGAACAGAGCACAGACACAGAUGAAGAGGCCUCAUUGUUUGCUGAGGGCUCUGACAAGCUGAGUCCCGUUCCACAGAUCCCAUUGGAUAUUGCCAGCAGAAGCAGCUUCCCUGGAUCUUUGGAAGAAUCCUUAGGAGGCCCAAUGAAAGUGCCGAUUUUAAUUAUCCCCAAAAGUGGGAUUCCUUUGCCUGCUGAGGGCUCCCAGUAUCCUGGAUCUGACCUGCUGCAGAACCCAUCUUUAAAUACUAAAGCUGACGACUCUCAUACGGUAAAACAGAGACUUGCACUAAGGAUCUCAGAGAAAAAAGGACAAGACUCUGAGCCAUCGCUAAACCUCCUGAGCCCCCACAGCAAAGGCAGCACUGAUUCGGGUUACUUUUCCCGCUCAGAAAGUGCGGAACAGCAGAUAAGCCCCCCAAAUACAAACGCGAAGUCUUAUGAAGAAAUCAUCUUCGGAAAGUACUGUCGGAUUAGUCCCAGAACGCCAAGUCAGGAGCGCACUACCAUGGGACGGAAGGGCAAGAUGGAGGCGCCGCCUCAUGGGAACACCAGGUUAGAUGUCAAGAUGCUUGAAGAUCCUAAUUCCCAGCUGAUUCCCGGGAAUGGAGAUGGCCUCGACCCAAGCCAGUUGAGCUCUCUGAAGUCAAUCAAAUUCGGCACGCAACCCAACCAAUCCCAAACGAUCACCCCGGCUGUCAAAAGUGAAGCCAAGCUUUAUCCAUCGAAUCCUCAGGGCAGUGCCCCCAUUCUCUUAGAAGCUGCUGCAGAUUCCUCACCACUCAUUAGGAGCAACUCCAUGCCAACAUCCUCAGCCACUAAUUUAAGCGUCCCCCCGGCUUUGAGAGGAAGCCAUUCCUUCGAUGAGCGGAUGACCGGUUCGGAUGACGUUUUUUACCCAGGCACUGUUGGAAUAACACCCCAGCGCAUGUUAAGAAGGCAAGCUGCAUUUGAACUGCCUUCGGUUCAGGAAGGGCACGGAAGCACCGAACACCACGGGAGGCCAGCCAAAAACAGCUCCGUUUCUUCUAGCAAGGCAGCCGUGGGUGAAAAGGGGGCCUCCCUCAAGGAGAAGAAAUUGGCGGGGGACAGGCCUGGUUAUGACUAUGACGCUUGCCGGAAGCACUAUAGGAAGUGGGAAGAAGCAGAUGUCCAGAGGCAAAACCUCAGGGAUGUCCAGGGCUUGGGGGGGUUAAAACCCGGAGGCGAGUAUUUCAUGGAUCCCUCGGGGCCGUCCCAGUCAGGGCCCAGCCUGUUUGGAACAACAUGUGAAAAUAGAAAGCGCAGGAAAGAGAAGAGUGUUGGUGAUGAAGAGGAUACCCCGAUGGUAUGCAGUGGCACGCCAAGUACUCCAUCUGGCCUGCCUUCUUCAGAGUUUGAUCCCAAACUGCAGCUACAGGAAGGAUCGAGGAGCGACAGCUUUGCUGUUGCCGGUCAUGACAAUCCUUCCCAUUGUCACCCUGAGCGCUUCGAGACAGCUAGACCCCACCUGCAGACCGGAAGCCCAUCCGCCGGAUCCGAAGAGUCCCCAGUAGCUGCCGAUCCGGAGAAGACGGGAGAUCUGGUGAACCGGAAGCCUCCCGGAAAUGUCAUCUCGGUCAUCCAGCACACCAAUUCACUCAGCCGACCGAACUCGUUUGAAAGGUCUGAGUCUACGGACCUCAUCACUUGCCAGCCCGAUAAAGCCUAUUCUCCCUCAGAAACCUGUGACAGUGAGAUUGCCGAAGCCCCAGGUAGUCCAGAAUGGGCCCCGCCAACAGACAGCGUGGAGAGUGCGGGCAGACCAUCUCCAUCCCAGCAACCACAGCCCUAUCACAUGCAGCCCAGACUCGUGCGUCAGCACAAUAUCCAGGUCCCUGAAAUUCGGGUUACAGAAGAGCCAGAUAAACCCGAGAAGGAAAAGGAAGUUCCGAAUAAAGAGCCCGAAAAGCCAGCUGAAGAGUUCCAGUGGCCCCAGAGGAGUGAAACACUUUCCCAACUCCCAGCUGAAAAAUUGCCCCCUAAGAAGAAGCGCUUACGUCUCGCAGACAUGGAGCACUCUUCCGGGGAAUCCAGCUUUGACUCCACAGGCACGAGCCUGUCUCGGAGCCCUAGUCAAGAAAGCAAUUUAUCCCACAGUUCAAGUUUUUCCAUGUCCUUCGAGAGAGAAGAAAGCAUAAGGUUUGUCACCCCUCCCAAGCAGGAUGAAUUUGGGAAGCCGUCGGAGUUUUUAACUGUUCCGGCUGGCGCUUACUCUCUGUCUGUACCCGGACACCACCACCAGAAAGAAAUGAGGCGCUGCUCGUCGGAACAGAUGCCUUGUCCUCACCCGACUGAAGUCCCUGAGAUCCGGAGUAAGUCUUUCGACUAUGGGAAUCUGUCUCAUGCUCCCGUGACAGGAGUGUCAUCGGCGAGUCUCUCCCCAUCUCGAGAAAGGAAGAAAUGCUUUCUCGUGCGGCAGGCUUCCUUCAGUGGUUUCCCAGAAAUCUCUCAGGCUGAUCCGAGCAUGGAACAGGUAAUAAAGCAGGAACAGAUGGAGCACAUGCAUGCUGGUCUGAGAUCUGCUUGGCAUCAUUCCCCGUCCUCCAUGCUUCAACCUCUCCAGGCAGAGGAUUCUGGGAAGCAGAUGGUCAGUGCUUGUAUGCAACUCGGUAGCACUUCCCCUUACCUUGCACAGCAGCCAGCCGUUCACAUGGACAGCCCAGAAGCGUUGCUAAACCCUCUGCUACAGCCAGCCCCUUUCAUUUCAGGCAAGCACCCCUCUGACCAGCCACAUUUAUUUGGUCAUCCAGAAAAGAUUCCGUUUCCCCCAGUACCCAAUGCCUUGUUUCAAUUUCAGUACCCCACCGUCUGCAUGGUUCACUUACCCGCUCAGCAGCCCCUCCUGUGGCAGACAUGUACAGACUCUUUACAGAGACGUUUUCAGCAUCACUUUGUGCAGCAGUUACAGAAAGGCUACGUCAGGUCCCCCUUCCAGCCAGAACUCCACACUGGUUAUCACUUGGAGCCUGCCCCAGACCACGCAGGAAAGAAACAGGUUGACUACGCACAGGCGAAAGAGCAAAAUAUCCAGCAUUAUUCAGGAACAUCUGGGCAGCACUCAAAGAAUGCGCUUACAAAGUUUCAGAUGGAGCCGAGCCCCAACUCCACAGAUUCUCCCUCUGAACAGCAUCUUCCAACUGGUUUUGGCUCUCAGAACGUUGGCCCCGUUCAGUCCUUACCAGGAACAGUGGUUCCCGUACGGAUCCAGACGCAUGUGCCAUCCUACGGGAGUGUCAUGUAUACGAGCAUUUCCCAGAUCCUUGGCCAGAACAGCCCGGCUAUUGUCAUCUGCAAAGUGGAUGAGACCAUGUCUCAGAGAACGUUGGUUACCAGUGCGGCCAUGCAAGGCAUUGGAUUUAACAUUGCACACAUGUUAGGGCAGCAUUCGGACUUAGAGAAAUAUCCCAUUUGGAAAGUGCCACAGACCUUGCCCCUGGCUUUGGAGUCUUCCAUCCCAUUGUGUUUGGCUUCCAGCUCAGACACCGCCUCCACCCUUGGAGGGAGUAAGCGCAUGCUGUCUCCCGCCAGCAGUCUCGAGCUCUUCAUGGAAACCAAGCAGCAGAAAAGGGUCAAGGAAGAAAAGAUGUACGGGCAGAUUGUUGAGGAACUGAGUGCAGUAGAGCUAACUAAUUCAGAUAUCAAAAAGGAUUUCCCUCGCCCCCAGAAACCCCAGCUGGUUAGGCAGGGCUGUGCUUCUGAGCCAAAAGAAGGCUUGAGGUCUGGGUCUUCCUCCUUAUCUUCGCUUUCACCCUCCUCAUCUCAAGACUAUCCGACUGGAGGUGUGUCAACCAAUGACCCACUCCCCCCCAGCAGAGAAAAGCUUUCCAGCUUCAGUGCAACGCCUCCAGGACAGAAGUCCAGUGGUCCUUCUGAAGGCCGAGAGUCCUCAGAUGAAUUAGACAUCGAUGAAACAGAAUCAGAUAUGAGUAUGAGCCCACAGAGGUCAUCACUGCCACCAGCGGAAAUUCAGCAUGAAGAGCCAGGGAGGCAGCAGAAAUUCCCAGUCGGCAUGCUGGUCCAGAUGGCCUCUGGCCCAAGCGGUAAAGCAACAAGCUCAACGAUUCUUCUAACAGACGUGGCAGAUUUCCAGCAAAUUCUUCAGUUCCCCAGUCUGCGUACGACUACGAGUGUGAGCUGGUGCUUUUUAAAUUAUACCAAACCCAAUUAUGUGCAACAAGCCACCCUCAAAUCCUCUGUUUAUGCUUCGUGGUGUAUUAGUGCAUGUAACCCAAACCCAUCGGGAUUGAAUACCAAGACUACUCUAGCACUUCUGAGGUCCAAGCAGAAAAUUACCACAGAAAUUUAUACUCUGGCCGCAAUGCAUAGACCUGGAACUGGCAAAGUGAUAUCAUCAAGUGCUUGGAAACAGCUUGCUCAGAUGAAACCAGAAGCUUCAUUUUUGUUUGGCAGCAAACUUGAACGGAAACUAGUGGGAAGUAUCCUGAAAGAAAGAGGAAAAGGAGAUAUCCACGGAGAUAAAGAUAUCAUAUCCAAACAAACCGAGCCGAUUCGGAUUAAAAUCUUUGAAGGAGGAUAUAAAUCAAAUGAAGAUUAUGUUUAUGUUAGAGGACGAGGACGGGGAAAGUACAUUUGUGAAGAAUGUGGGAUUCGCUGCAAGAAGCCGAGCAUGCUGAAAAAACAUAUCCGCACUCACACCGAUGUUCGGCCUUAUGUAUGCAAGCUGUGUAACUUUGCCUUCAAGACAAAAGGAAAUCUGACAAAACAUAUGAAGUCCAAAGCACAUAUGAAAAAAUGCCUAGAGCUGGGAGUAUCCAUGACAUCAGUGGAUGAUACCGAAGCUGAAGAUGCAGAAAACAUUGACGAUUUGCACAAGGAAAGAGAGAAGAAUAGCAUGUCAGGAUUAUCAACUGAUCAUCAAUUCUCUGAUGCCGAGGAAUCGGAUGGUGAGGAUGGAGAUGACAAUGAUGAUGAUGAUGACGACGAAGAUGAUUUUGAUGACCAGGGAGAUUUGACACCAAAAACAAGAUCAAGAAGCACUAGCCCGCAGCCUCCCAGAUUUUCUUCUUUGCCCGUGAACGUGGGGGCAGUGCCCCAUGGAGUUUCCCCUGACAGUUCCAUGGGACAUUCUUCCCUGAUUAGUUACUUAGUCACUUUACCUAGUAUUCAGGUUACACAGCUGAUGACACCUGGCGACUCCUGUGAAGUGUCACAGAUGACAGAGUAUCAGAGGUUUUUCCAUAGCAAAAGUACCGACUCGGAGCCAGACAAAGACCGGUUAGACAUACCCACAUGUAUGGAUGAGGAGUCCAUGCUUUCCUCAGAGCCCAGCUCGUCUCCUAGAGACUUCUCACCCUUGAGCCAGCAGUCUUCACCGGGAUAUGACUCUUCACCCUGUCGCGAUAAUUCACCAAAGAGGUAUCUAAUGCCCAAGGGGGAUUUAUCACCCAGGCGGCACUUGUCCCCAAGAAGGGAUAUUUCACCCAUGAGACAUCUUUCACCCAGGAAAGAAGCCGCAUUGAGGAGAGAUUUUUCAUCCAGGGAUGGUUCGCCCAGGCGCCAUCUGUCACCGAGGAGGCCGAUGUCUCCAGGGAAAGAUAUGGCUGCCAGAAGAGAUCUCUCUCCCAGAAGAGAGAGAAGAUUCAUGACCACCAUAAGAGCACCGUCACCCAGAAGGGCUACAUCCCAUCACCCAGCAUUGUCCAUGGGGCCGUACUUGCAAUCUGAGCCAGUUUUAUUGGGGCCUGCAGGCUUACGAAGGGGACUGCCACAGGUUCCGUUCUUCGGUCUUUACGGGGAAAAAGAAGGGGCCCUUGAGCAUGCCAGCCCUGGCCCCUUUCCCGAGGGCCCGACUGACUACAUCUUCAGUCAUCUUCCACUCCACUCCCAGCAGCAAGUUCGGGCUCCCAUCCCCAUGAUGCCCGUUGGGGGCAUCCAAAUGGUCCACUCGAUACCCGCCUCCAUACCUGGUUUCCAUCCUCCCCCCACGAUGCCUCUGCCCGUGGAGGGCUCUGAAGAGAAGCGAAGAGCUCUGGCGGAGAGCAUCUCAAAGGAGCCCUACGCUAUUUUAAAGCCCCACGACAGACUCACUUCUAAUGCUUUGCACUCACCCGCUCCCUCCAGCACCCCCUCCAUGCCCUUGCUAUUACUGAAGCAGAGCACUUCCGAAGACAGCUCGUACGCGACCGAGAGGGAGCAGGAGGAAAACAUUCAGACUUGCACAAAAGCCAUCGCCUCACUCCGGAUUGCCACAGAAGAGGCCGCUCUGCUUGGAGCAGAUCAGCCAUCCCGGGGGUUGGAGCCUCAUCAGAAACCUUCAGAAAGUGCACAUUUUGGCAUUCGGCACUUUAGUGGGCCUGAGGCAGGCCACCAAACCUGCACCUCAGCCACCCAUCCUGACUUGCACGACGGUGAAAAGGACACUUUUGGCUCACCCCAGACUGCAUUAGCUCAUUCCACGUUUUACAGCAAGAGUUGUGUGGAUGUCCAACAGUUAGGCUUUCACUGCAGACAAGAAUCGCCCUCAAGCACACAGGAAGGACUCGAUCCCUCGUCAGAAAAGAGUAAACUACAUUGAUCCGAGAUGCAUGGAGACUUUUGCCCAUACAUUUACCCAUGUUUUUUCUAGAGAUAGAAGUAAUCAAGUUUCUAGCAUGCCUGUCCUAAGUUACAGUAGUUUGCUAUUAUGUCUACUUUUGUUAUAUCAAAAGAAUUAGAUAAAAUUACAAGUCAUCGUGAGCCUGACCAAAAUGAAAUUUGAAAUUAUCCUCCCGGGUCUGGUACUUUUAAAUUGUACAGAUGUUUGUGCCUUUUCUUUACUUUGCUUAUAUUCUUAUAAGCAUUUUUUAGCAGUAAUUUGUACAUAUUUUAGAAUUUGUGUAUCUGCUUUGUAAUAAAUGUAAUUUCUUUCCUUUUUUGGACACUUGGAUCUAAAUGAUGUAAAGCAAAACAGCAUCAAUAUAUAUGUGAGGUUGCACUAAAACAUAUUUUUAUAAGAUUAAAACUGAACAGCUUUUAUGUACAGCUCUGAUUCUGUAAUACUAAUAUUUAUUUACUUUGUUUCAUAAAUUGUACAUUUUUCUUAAUGUUGUGGAUUGCUUUUCUAUGUGAAGCAUGGGAUUUACUGUUGCGUAAUUAGAACAAAAAUGUAUAUUGUAAACAAGAUAUUUAAACUAGAGUAUCUUAUCUUAUUCUGCACUUAUGCAUUAGUUACAAAAAAAAGAUAAAGGAUGUAUCAGUCAGUUCAUAACUCUUGUCAUUUUUUUGGGUCUCUUGUUUGCUGGAUUGACUAUAACUUAAGUGCUGACGUGAUUUUAAACCGAUAGUACCGUAAAGCAUUAAAGUAAAACAAUGUGCUAUUGUGAGUUUUUUCAAAGCUUUAUAAAUCAACUAUAAAUAUAUUAAAAGUAUUUGGUCUUAUGUGAAACGUGGAUCUAUAUACGCAUCUAAAAAUUAUGGGAAACAUUCCGCCCCAUGUAAAUAUGUACAAGUGCAUCACUGGUACAGUUUUAUGUAACGCUCAGUUGGACACUGGGUUGCCACAUACCGAUACUGGAGUGUCUAGAAGAAUUAAAGUGACAAAGCACA
Molecule: messenger RNA, 9321 nt
Organism: Tachyglossus aculeatus (Australian echidna)
Lineage: Eukaryota; Metazoa; Chordata; Mammalia; Monotremata; Tachyglossidae
Gene: HIVEP2
Product: HIVEP zinc finger 2
Exons: 11
Coding region: 935-8311 (2458 amino acids)
Biological process (GO): regulation of transcription by RNA polymerase II
Cellular component (GO): nucleus
Molecular function (GO): RNA polymerase II cis-regulatory region sequence-specific DNA binding; DNA-binding transcription factor activity, RNA polymerase II-specific
Source: RefSeq, a predicted model, not a curated record